AUGGCCGCUCUCACUCUGCGCACGGCUAUGACGCCACCGUGAGCUGUGUUGUGAUUGGGCGGAUCGGCGCCAUGUUGCUACUCCGGAAGUCCUAGCUUGGGGGGCGGAAGUGGCCAGAUUGCUGUGUUUGGAGAGGGACCAUGGCAGACGAAGAUGAAGAUCAGACGGUGAGUACACUGUCAGCUUAGACAUGGGGGGGGGGCACGGCACACUGUCGGUGUAGACAAUUGGGGUACUGGGGUACACUGUUGGUAUAGACAUGGUGGCAGUGCUGACAGAGACACUUACCCCCUCUCCCUCCUGGGGAAGACACGGACAGCUCUGGCUACUGGAGUACACUGUCAGUAUAGACAUGGGGGUACUGGGGUACACUGUCAGUAUAGACAUGGGGGUACUGGGGUACACUGUCAGUAUAGACAUGGGGGUACUGGGGUACACUGUCAGUAUAGACAUGGGGGUACUGGGGUACACUGUCAGUAUAGACAUGGGGGUACUGGGGUACACUGUCAGUAUAGACAUGGGGGUACUGGGGUACACUGUCAGUAUAGACAUGGGGGUACACUGUCAGUAUAGACAUGGGGGUACUGGGGUACACUGUCAGUAUAGACAUGGGGGUACACUGUCAGUAUAGACAUGGGGGUACACUGUCAGUAUAGACAUGGGGGCACUGGGGUACACUGUCAGUAUAGACAUGGGGGCACUGGGGUACACUGUCAGUAUAGACAUGGGGGUACUGGGGUACACUGUCAGUAUAGACAUGGGGGUACUGGGGUACACUGUCAGUAUAGACAUGGUGGCAGAGGGGAACAUUUUGUGAUUCUGAAAUGUGAAUGUGAUGCAUACUUCUAAAGUUAUGAAUAAUGUGGAAAAACUGCAUUUCUCUGCCUGUGAUAAUUACAUUAUCCAUUGUUUAAGGUAAUUGUAUCACAGGCAGAGGGGAGGAUUUUGUGUGGGAGUGUCUGAGUGUAUUGUAUGUGUUUAUUGGUUGUUUUCCAAAACCCUGUGGGUGGUACUAAUGUGUAUAUAAGAACAAUAAACCCACAGCUCUGUCUGUUCCUGCUUGACCCUCAACACGGAGCUUUGUCUUGUUCUUGGGGGGAUUUAUUGUAUGCUGUUCCAGUUUGACUACUAGUAGUGUAAACCUAUUCGUAUGGUUUUCCAGUUUGGCUGUUUACAGCAUUCGUAUGUUUGAGAGCAUUCAUAUGCUUCUCUGGUUCGGUGUAUUGGUGUCUACAGUAGCUGUGCCUGUGUCUCUGGAAGGGAAGAUCUACUAAAUGGCUUUUAACCCCUUUUUAUGUCUGCGGGUGCCAUUACAAUUGGUGGCAAGCGGCGGGAUCAUUCCCACAGCCCAGAAGGACAGCUACAAGGCAACACCAGUUCCUGGAUUACAAAUUAAGGGCAACGCUAGUACCCGUACAGCGCCCCUACCUACAAAAGAACUAACUUAAGCAGCGCAAGCAUGGCGCCCAGUUACAGUCAGGAGCAGUUUGACAGAGGGGUCAAUGCGGUGCUGACUCACUUUGGACCCAAUCCCUCGGAGAGAUACGUGCAGUACGUGAAGAAAAUAGAUUUGGCCCCAGGGAGCCAAAGGUGUUGUCCUUCCUCUCCAGCGGCAGAGUAAGUUACAGGGAGCCAAAGGUGUCGUCCUUCCUCCCCAGCGGCAGAGUGUGUCCUUAGGAGAGGAGACAGUGGGUCCCUCUCCCCAGCAGUCCAGUGAGUCCCAGGGAGACAAAGGUGCCGUCUGUAGCGGAGAGCUGGUAUUUCACAGGUUAUCUCCACUAAAGAUCCCAGUGAGGCUCAGGAACAAGCAACACAAUCCCAUAGAACAAUAGUCACAGCAAGCAAGGUAUAAUUAAAGUUCUCUUACAAAGAUUUGUAUAGAGAGAUAGAGGGAAAAAGACCUAACAAAGAUAAACUCUAAAACUGGAUAAAUAUAGGGAUCCACCAAAAACCUAUUAAAAACAGAAUAAAUAAGAUCUGCUGCACAGAAGGUGUAGCAGUAAAAAUCCAGGAGCUGGUGAAUAUUAAAGAAUUAUUGUGUAGAAUAUAAUAUUAUUGUUGCAAGAAAUCAAAUUAGUAUGAAGAUUCAAAUGUGUGUGUGUGUGUGUGUGUAUACACAAACGAUAUAUGUAUGGCAGAAUUACCUCGUAACCCAGGAAACAGUAUGCUGGAAAAAGAGUAAUAUGUGCCAAAUUAUGUACUUUCACUCACUAACUUGGAUGAAAGCUACAAAGGUUUAGAAAUAAAUGAAUAAACUAUCACCUUGAUAGACAAUGUGAUAGAAAAGUGUCUGUAAUUGGGCAAAGAGCCAGUACAUAGAGCUGGCUGCCUUAAGCAAUGAAUAGAAUGUAUCGUUAAAAAGUAACAAAAAUUUAUUGUAGUAUAAAAAUAUAUUAAAAUUAAGUCCACACAGAGAGUAAUAGAAAUUAGGAAGGUAGAAUAUGCACAGUAACCUUAAGCACCGGCACGGAUGGAUUCAGAUUGCGAUCUUGAUACAGUGGCUGGCAUCUGGUGACCGGUGAGGUCGGUCUGCGUUCCACCUCGAGCCUCACUUUGGGGGAGCUGCACUGCUGAUCAGAUGUUGCGGUUCAAACGCCAGUGAUCCAAAGAAUCGCCGGGCUGCUGCGCUGACACCUCCUGUCUAUCGUCGUUGUGUGGACAAUCUGUAACUUCGGACUUUGUCUGACGCGUUUCGUAGGGGAUAGCCCUACUUCCUCAGAGACAUCUGCAUUCACUGCCAUAUGGGGAUGUUUAUAUAUCGCUCUCUCUGUCCCCAAUUGGUUAAUUGAAAGAUGGAUACAUCAUGAUACAUUCAAUACAUCGCUUUAACUGUAAUACACACGUUGUGCAAAUAAAAUGAAAAUAUAUAUACAUACACAUAUAAAUAAAUAUUUUAUAUAAUAGACAUAUAAGAAAAACUAUAUUCAUGGCAUUAAUUGAGAAUUAUGUACAUAAAUUAAAAUCCACAUUUUGCAUGUAAAAUAUAUAUAAUAAACAAAACAAACUAAACUGUUUUAUUAAUAUGCUUUUAGGGUAUUACAGCCUAUGCAGACCAUCUAAUGUCACAUACGACUCAUGUAGGAAUGAUUUAUUCAGUUUAAGAUGUUAAAAAGAGCAAUUGCAAAUUGACAUCUCAUUAAUAAUAUACAUUUCCACCACUUUAGUUUGUUUUGUUUAUUAUAUAUAUUUUACAUGCAAAAUGUGGAUUUUAAUUUAUGUACAUAAUUCUCAAUUAAUGCCAUGAAUAUAGUUUUUCUUAUAUGUCUAUCACCGGUCACCAGAUGCCAGCCACUGUAUCAAGAUCGCAAUCUGAAUCCAUUCGUGCCGGUGCUUAAGGUUACUGUGCAUAUUCUACCUUCCUAAUUUCUAUUGCUCUCUGUGUGGACUUAAUUUUAAUAUAUUUUUAUACUACAAUAAAUUUUUGUUACUUUUUAACUGAUUUUUUUUUUUUGGCGAUACAUUCUAUUCAUUGCUUAAAGGACCACUCUAGGCACCCAGACCACUUCAGCUUAAUGAAGUGGUCUGGGUGCCAGGUCCUUCUAGGGUUAACCCAUUUUUUCAUAAUUAUAGCAGUUUCAGAGAAACUGCUAUAAUUAUGAAUGGUUAAGCCUUCCUCUAUCUCUAGUGGGCUGUCUCACUGACAGCCACUAGAGGCGCUUAUGUUUCUCACUGUGAUUUUCACAGUGAGAAAGACGUCUAGGAAAGCAUUAUAAAUGCUUUAGGAGAUCGCCGAAUGCGCCAAGGCCUUUGCGCGGCGCAUUCGCCGGGGGCGGUAGUGAGAGGAGGAGGAGAGCUCCCAGCUGGAAAAAGGUAAGUUUAAACCCCUUUCCCCCUUCCAGAGCCGGGCGGGAGGGGGUCCCUGAGGGUGGGGGCACCCUCAGGGCACCAUAGUGCCAGGAAAACGAGUAUGUUUUCCUGGCACUAUAGUGGUCCUUUAAGGCAGCCAGCUCUAUGUACUGGCUCUUUGCCCAAUUACAGACACUUUUCUAUCACAUUGUGCAAGGUGAUAGUUUAUUCAUUUAUUUCUAAACCUUUGUAGCUUUCAUCCAAGUUAGUGAGUGAAAGUAUAUAAUUUGGCACAUAUUACUCUUUUUCCAGAAUCCUGUUUCCUGGGUUAUGAGGUAAUUCUGCCAUACAUAUAUCGUUUGUGUAUACACACACACAUUUGAAUCUUCAUACUAAUUUGAUUUCUUGCAACAAUAAUAUUAUAUUCUACACAAUAAUUCUUUAAUAUUCACCAGCUCCUGGAUUUUUACUGCUACAUCUUAUUUACAGCAAGCAAGGUAAUCCACGAAUAUCCCAAUACAGAUCCCAAUGACUGGACGACACACAGCAUCAGGAGCAGAACUCACUUUUAAUCACACAACCUCCUUUUAAAGGUUUCUCCCAUUCAUUUGUACAGUAGCCAAUAGUGUAAUGGUUACCUCCCACACAUCUCCUCCCCACAGUGUGACACAUAAUCCACUUAUACAUACUGCAGUUUUACCCGAUUUCUGGAUGUACCCGAAAACAGUCAGAUAUAAUUAUAUAAGGGAUACCCCUGGUAGCCCUGAUCUGGGUGACCAACAUAUUCAAAAUUCACCCAGAUCGGACCAGGGGUUCGGGAGUUAUGCCAAACGGCGGCCACCCAGAUAUGCAUACAAAGUAGCGAUUGCAUGGUCAAUUAACUUGCAGUUACAGAAGUGUGAAAGCCUAACGAGGUGCACACCUUUCUCUGGGGUGGUCUGAUGGUUCAGUAGUUUUCAUUCGUAGGGAACACGAACUGAAACUACCAAACAAUCAGCCGAAUGCUACAUACAAUACAUCAAUACAGGGGAAUAAUCACACGGAAAAAAUUUUAAGCAUAUUUUGAGGACAGCUCCAUGCCAUCCGCUACACCGUCCUUCCUCCCCAGCGGCAGAGUGAGUUACAGGGAGCCAAAGGUGUCGUCCUUCCUCCCCAGUGGCAGUGUGUGUCCUUAUGAGAGGAGACAGUGGGUCCCUCUCCCCAGCAGUCCAGUGAGUCCCAGGGAGGCAAGUCCUUCCUCCCCAGCGGCAGAGUGUGUUACAGGGAGCUGAAGGUGCCAUCCUUCCUCCCCAGCGGCAGCUUAUUUCAAAUGGGAGUGUUUAUACCUGAGCCACUGUGAUUGGCUACUGUACCUUAUUUGUCCCAGUCUUCCAUCUGGUCCCAUAGGGGAGUGUCCACCAGGUGGGAGCCCUCAAUAAACCAGAAUCCUAUUUUACACUCAAGGCGGAGCUUGGUCUCGUGUUUGGGGGGAUUGCUACUUUGGAAUAUUAUUUUGCCUUUUCCAGGAGAGAAGGAUUUCCUCCUCUACAUCUUGGAGAUAAUUGGGAAGAAAUCCAAUUUUCUCCAGGGAUAGAGGCAAACCGCCAUUUUUACAUGGUAUAAUAAAAACACGUAAAACUACCGAAUGCAUUUAAUUCGUAUAACGUAUCCCCAGAUAGCCUAGAUCUAAGCGCACAUUACUACCGAAUUGCGCUCAGACCCAUGGAGUCAAAGUCUUUCACACUGUUCUUUCGGUAUACAAAUGACUCCAUGGGAUGGAUAUCUGGGUUAAGUGCAUUCGUACAAUAAAAAGUCCCGAACGGACCGGCAUUCUUAUGCCUGAUUAUAAGAAGGGCGGUCGGCGGUUUCAGCGGUGUUCGGUAGAAAAGGUGUCCGGUUUGGGUUCCAUAAGUUCAUUGUCGAACACCGCUGCUCAUUCGUGUAUUUAAAAUGGCCGCUGCCUCGUGGUCGACAUACGAACGACGACCACCCAGCAUAUGGAUCUACUCCCCAUUCUCAUUCACCUAGACGAACAGCUUUCAGGAGUUCCAGAAUACCGAACACAGGGAGCAUUCUCCACAAAUCAGUUUGAAUAUAUCUUAUGUUGUUUUCGUGAAAGCUUAAGCCACAAUUUCCAUGGAACUAUAUCUAGGCUUCGACCUCGUGGCAGACUGGUCAGAUCUUCCCUGCGGUGCCGAUUGCAAACUACCGAACUGAUCGGGGUGAUUUUCGGAUAUAUUGUUCACCCAGAUCCAGGCUACCCAUGGAUUUGAAUUUUGUCGGGUUCCCAUGUAUGUUGGGGGUACUUUUGAGGUGUUGUUGUAAUAUUGUACCUUUUUCUGUGCCUGGAGAUAAUUGAGUUUAGUGCAGUCUCCGACUCCAUUAUCUCCCAAGUUCAGAGGAGAAGUUUACUGACUGUAUAAAUUUGAUGCCUGCUCUCCAUUUAAAUCAGUCUUACCCCAGCAUUAAGCGUUGGCUCAUGUGUUGGGGGUUAUGCGAUACUGGCAAUAUUUUAACCUGUGGAUUAUUGGCGUAUUAUUAUGGGAAAAGGGUAUCCAUGGCGGUGAUACCUUGACAGACCGCCACACUACUUAAAAGUAGAUUAUACUGCAAACUUGAAAAGUGCCUAUUUGAUCAGACAGUUCCUAGGUUAUGUGAUCUCUGCUUUUGGUUUCCAAAUGGAUCCAUGAAAACUUGAGGCGGUUCUGCACUGGCCCCUACUCAGUGGACUGAAAGGUAUUCAGUGUUUUUAUAGGCUUUGCCAAUUAUUAUUGUAGGUUCAUAAAAGGCUUCUCUUCUCUUAUAGCCCCCAUUACUAGCCUAACCAUGUAAACUGUCACAGGAAGCUAAAGAAGCAUUUGAUAAUCUCAAGACCUUGUUUGCUUCUGCUCACAUACUAGUGCACCCUGAUACCAGUAUACAUUUUAUACUAAAGGUAGAUGCAUCAGAAACUGGGGUAGGUGCUAUUCUAUCUCAGAGGCAGAUAGGACAACCCUUUACACCCUUGUGGGUUUUUCUCCAGAAAACGGUCGCCAGCAGAAAGAAACUAUGAUAUAGGCAACAGAGAACUGUUAGCCAUUAUCCUGGCCUUAAAAGAAUGGCAACAUCUUUUGGAAGGUUCCAAAGAUCCACGUUUAAUCAUCACUGAUCACAAGAAUCUGGCUUACAUAGGUGAAGCCAAGAGAUUGUCUUUUAGACAAGCUGGAUUGUCUCUGUUCUUGUCACGUUCAAUUUCGUGAUUACAUACAGACCAGACACAAGAAACGUCAAAGCUGGCACCCUAUCUCGUCAAUUCCGAGGAGCAAGACAUUUCUCUUAUUAUACCUCCUGAAUGCAUUAUUGCUUCUCCUUAGUACCAUCAUGACAGCUCAGGUACAGGCUCUCAGCAACAAACCCCAGGGUAAAUUGUACAUACCACUUAAGGAGAGAAAAUAAAUAAUUGAAGGUAUUUCAUGAUUUCUUUUUAGUAGCAAUUUAGUCACAAACACUGGCCAAAAUUGGCAUGCAAAUUCAUUUUUUUGCAUUUUUCACACACAAACAAAUAUUAACGCUAACUUUGGCCAGUUUUUGUGACUAAGUGGCUACUAAAAAAGUCUGAACACACCCCGUUUGCUAUACCCUGGGUUGUCUACUUUUGCAAAUGGUAUGCCAUCAUGGGGGUAAUUCUCAUUCCUGGGCUACCAUACGCUCUCAAAGGCAACAUAACCAAUCUGGCAAAUUUCAAUGUGAAAAAAACAGAAAAAUGUAACACGCUAUAUUUGACCCUGUAACUUCCCAAAACACCAUAAAAACUGUACAUAGUGGGUACUGUUUUACACGUGAGACAUCGCUGAAUACAAAUGUGUAUUUUAUUGCAUCACUCUGAACCGUUGUUACAUUUCAGCUGUUCACCUCCAAAUAGGAUCACUGCAUUUUUUUGUAUAUAAGGUAUCCAUCUCACAUACACAAUUGUCUUGAAAAAAGUCUUUUACAGACUGAAACGUCGUCUGGAACAUUGUGUGAAUUUGUAAUUGCUCAAUAAAGCAACAUAUGAAAUUUAUUUUGAAAGACUCCUGAGUGCUCUCUACUGGUAUCGUGUGUGUGUGUGUGUGUGUAUGUGUAUAUAAUAAUUCUACAUAUAUAUUUAUGUAAUCAUUGAUUGGUGAGCUGUUUUUAAAGAAAGAGUGUAUGGUGAUCUAUUGUUAAACCACAAGGAUGUUUGACCGAUAUAAAAUGUUUCUUUUAGUUUGAGGAGGAGAACGAAGACACUGCUGGAGGGGUAGACGGGGCACAGGGGAGAAGAAAGAGGCUCUUUUCCAAAGAAUGUAAGUUUUUAAAUAAAUAUGGUUUGUAUCACAAUGAAAUCUCAGCAGGAAACGUAAUCCUGGUGUGAUAAUGAUUUAUCUAAUCCACAACCCCUUUCCCUGACAGGAGGUCAUAUUUCUUAUCCCUUGUGUAAUGGCUUGGAAGAUUUACACUAUACCAAAUCUGUGUCAUUCAAGUCAUUGUGGGUUUGUUUGUUUUUUCCAAACAUGCUGCGUAACUUGUAGGCCUUUGCCUUUGUUAUUAAUAUUAAUAUUUUAGAAAUGAAAUUGUAUUCACAAAUAGUGAGUGAAACUAGGACUGGCCUAGUAGAAACUAUAUCAACAGGCAAGACUAGUAAUUAUUUGCCCACUGCUGCCUGAAGGACUAUUCCGGGUAAAACGUCAUCUUCUGGCGCUGGAUUGCCUUGCCUGUAAUAAAAUGACAAUGUUAAAAGGCACUUCCAAUCUGUGCCUGGAACAUUCCAAUCACAGGCUUCUCGUUGUGGUUCCAUCUCAACCCAUAUUAAGAGUUUGGUGUCAAGCCUGCAGACCAGAUAGCCCUUGAAGUUUAAAUAUGAUAUUUCUUAGUGUUGGGCCUGAGUUGUGCAAAGUAGAUCCAGACACAGUGCUUAAUAUCGUUUGUUUUGCAUUGUUCCCAGUGAGGUGCAUGAUGUAUGGUUUUGGGGACGAUCAGAAUCCGUACACAGAAUCUGUGGAUAUCUUGGAAGAUCUGGUCAUCGAAUUUAUUACAGAGAUGGUGAGUAAAAGUUAUCAGCCGUGCCAAACAUGUAGCCCCAUCAAAUAAUUUAAUAGUCUUUGAGGCGUUUCACACUCGCUUCUAUUGUGACUGUGUAAAGCGACCGUUAAACGUUGGGUUCAUCCUUUGUCACAUGAGCUGGCGGUGUCUCUAAAGCUUCACUAUUGGGGAUGAAUUAUGGCCACGGUGUGCAGUGAGCAUAUAACCUAAAACCUCAAGAAUAAUUUGUACAUGUAAUUUAAAGGGACACUGUGGGUGCCAGUACUACGUAAAUGCAGUUGGUAGGUAUGGCCUCAUUAAUAUGCUGCAUGCUUUAUUAAUCCCUUAUACAAAUAAGGCAUGCUGUGCCUUUAAAUCACUAUAAUAAUACCUAAAUAUACCUUUAAAAACUCAGUCACAAUUAUCAGUGUGCAAAUAUGCCAUUAAAAACAGCACUAUCCAUGCUAAUUGUGUGUAAUACUCCAUUUAAUAAACUUUAAGCUGAUGUAUUGAUAAACUGGUAACCUACUGAAAUGGAGUUGUUACAGCUUGGGUAGCACUGUCUGUCGUUUUAUGUGAGCAGGGGUUAAUGAGAUGUUCUGGAAUUGGCUACAUCCUAGUCUGGGCAGAGCUUACUGCAGGAAGUAUUACAAAAUAGUGGCCAUUUCCUGCCUUGAUUGUAAUAUGCUUUUAGCAAUACAAUUUGUAUCAAGAUGGCUGCACAAUGUAUCGUUUAAACCUGUCAUGCUCUUUUUAAUGUGCCUGGGUCUAAACAGUAACUAUAGGACUAUUUAUUUUGUCCAUAGCUACAUAGGCUGGAAGGAGACAUGUAUCCAUCAAUUUCAGCCUUCCUCCAAAAGAAGGAAAAAACCCAGUCUGAAGCACUUAAAACAAGCGAGGAAAAAAUUCCAUCUUGACCCCAGGAUGGCAAACAGAUCUAUCCCUGGAUCAAAAAGCUAUUACUGUACAAUUGAAAACCCUAUAUACUUUAUUAUGUCUUUGGCAAGUAUGCAUCUAGUUGCUUGUCCGUUCUGGGUUUUCAGUUUAAGGCUGUCUGUCUUAAGGAAUUUGACCUGGUGUAAUGGUGUUCCCUGUCGCAGAGCGUUCUUGGAUUCGCUGGCUUCUUAUAAAAUGCAGUGGUUUCGCACAUUACUCUGGCAUCACACAAACUGUGAACAAUUAGCGUUUAUUUAUCUAGCUCGUGUUACGCGGCUGCUCAGAUGUGUAAAUUAUGGAGCGUUCACAAUUCCUAAAAUCUUUAUUAUACUCUCCCAAUCUACCAUUAUUGAAUUUAUACAGAAUUGUUUAAUCCUUUGUCAGCUAGAAGGGGUUGUCUGCAAUUUAAAAUGCUAAAUAUUUAUUUAUUAAGUAUUUCGUAAGAAUCCCAGCCCAGGGGCAAAACAAAAAAAUGUAAUUCUUGAAUUUUACAGCCUCUACCUAUUGUAUUGGCUAUUGCUAGCUUUAUUUUACUUGCACCAGUUCUGCUCAGUAACUAACGCUUCCUUUUAAAUGUUUCCUCCGCAGACCCACAAGGCUAUGUCAAUUGGACGUCAGGGCAGGGUGCAGGUAGAAGACAUCGUCUUCCUGAUCCGGAAAGAUCCUCGUAAAUUUGCCAGAGUGAAGGACCUGCUGACGAUGAACGAAGAGUUAAAACGGGCCAGGAAGGCUUUCGAUGAAGCAAACUAUGGAUCCUAAUGAUUAUUUGAUGCACAUCUGGCUGUCUUACUAUGGAGACUUACAGGGAUUCAAUGGGGAAAUAAAACUCCCCUGCAGACUGUAUCUCUGCCGUCUGCACAGAGCCAGGGAGAGCUCUAAAAGGUAUCUUGGAAGGCCUUCAUGUCAGCUUGUAAUGCUGCUGCUGCAGAGACAAACGGAACGGGGGGGGGGAAAUGUUAAGAAUUGUCAGAAUAAAAAUGUCACCUUUUUAAAUCAUUGUCACUUUGUUCUCUGACAUUCCCGUGCCAGUUUCAUUGGAUAAUCUUGUAAUACCCCUAUUUCUCAACAUCUUAAUCUAAGAAUAAGGCGGGGGCUGAAUAGGUUUGUAUCUGAUUUGCUUAAAGAGACAUUAAUGCAUUUUUUAAAAUCACUAAUUCAUAGAAUAACUUGCUGAAAGUAUCUCAAAUCAUGAAAGUAAAGGUUCCCGCAUUUUACAAGAAAGCAGGUAACAAGAUACAAGUGUGCACAAACUCCAGAAUAGAAGGAUCCAAAGGUCACAGAGUGAAAACUCAUAUUAAACUAAUGGCUGACAUGUCUGCUGUAAAUUGCUGACUUCAUAGAGC
Messenger RNA from Pelobates cultripes (western spadefoot toad), 11063 nucleotides. Lineage: Eukaryota; Metazoa; Chordata; Amphibia; Anura; Pelobatidae. The record is from the annotation of a GenBank genome assembly.